GAAGUGUCCCGGAGAAACGCUUUUCGGAACAGGAAGUGACGGAAGCACGCCGGAAGCGAGGGUUGGCUUUCGUUGAAACCGGGAGGAAGGAGGGUUUUGGGUCGCGGGAGUCGUGCAGUUAUGUCACCUCAGUUACGUAGGGGGCGAAAUGGUUUCCUUUCGUAUCUUCCGCCAGACCUCGAUCCAGAGACGGCCAGACAUUUUUGAAGAGCCUGAUCUGCUUCUUAGUCGGGGCUGCGAUGCACAGCCGUCCUAAGCCACCAUCUCAGCCCUUCCCAGCCGCAAUGUGAGGAUAACAGACUUGCAUUGGCAUCUGCAAGGACAAGUUGUUGUUUUUAAGUGUUUAAAAAAACCUAUUUAAAAUACAGCACAAACACUCUGGGACCCGAUCACAGCUUCGCCCAAACUUCCCAUUUCUCAGUUGCUUCCGACCCUCGGGUGACUGAGACGGAGGGGAGGGAGUAUUGAAAAUAACCAGGAAGUUUCGUCUUUAUAGACAGUUUGAUUGUGACGCUAGAAUUGCCUCCUUGGUUCCACUCACAGCCUACCUUAAAAGGGCAUCUUUUAAAAAAUAUUUCCAUUUCUCUAUGGCGGAGGGAAGGCAGCAAGCAAGGAGGAGGGGCAAAUGGAUCAGGAAAUGAAAUGAUGCUCAGAGAGUAGAUUAAUUUUCUUUCACUGCUUUGCCUCAGAAGAGGACUUGGUUUCCCCGGUCUGCUUCUUUAAAGCGAGGUGAGUGGUGUGGGUAUGUGUCUCGUUUCCAUAGUAACGAUGUAGGGUGGGUUCUCCAGACACUUCCCCUCCCUCCUCUAGUGAUUUUAUAGUGCUAGGCAGACAGAUGUGUGGGUUGUGGUUGUUUUCUGCAGGUUUAUAAGCUGGCAGGUAUCUUGCCAAAUCCUAUAGGCUUCAAUUCUUAGUGUAAGUGGUUCAAAUCACUGACAUCCCUAAAUCCAAUGCAACCCAUUCCUCUGCAUGUUUACUCAGCAGUUCAGUAGAACUUGCUCCUAAUUCGAGUACAUAUGUAUAGGAUGGCUUCAUUUUAUUCUGUCAGCUUUAUAGAAGUCUAGCUUCUCCAAAAGACUGCUAAUGCAGCCUAAAAGCUAUAUUUGAGUAACAUAUUCAUAGGCACCCACACUUCCCCCUCACCACCAGUUUAGUAUUUGAACAAAAUCCUUUUCUUUCUUUCUUUGUGCUACAUUUUGGCAGGACAUAUGGGCAGUUAUGGAUGACGAUAAUAAUUGUAGCUGUACACAAGGAGCCACAACUUCUGAGGCACUCUUCUCCUUUGGAGUCAUAGCAGAUAUUCAGUAUGCUGAUCGAGAAGAUGGCUAUGAUUUCUGCGGACUGAACAGGCGAUAUUAUAAGCAUAGCCUAUGUCACCUCCAGAGUGCAAUCGAAGACUGGAAUAGAACAGAUGUUCAGUUCGUAUUACAAUUUGGGGACAUCAUUGAUGGCUGCAAUGCUGAACUUAAGAUGUCAGAGACAGCACUGGGAAGAGUCUUGGAAGAAUUUAAGAAGCUCAAGGCCCCUGUCCAUCAUAUAUGGGGCAACCAUGAAUUUUACAACUUCAGCAGAGACUAUCUAGUAGAUUCUGCACUGUACACCAAGUACUUACAAGAACAGACGUUUCUUAGCAAUUCUUAUAGAGACCAGAGUUCCACUGGAGAUGAUGCUUCAGAAUUCUAUUAUGCAUAUCAAUUUUGCCCAGUGUCUAAAUUUCGAUUUGUCAUCCUUGAUGCUUAUGAUAUAAGUAUUCUGGGGAGGGAUACGUCUACCAAAAAAUAUCAAGAGUCUCUAAAACUACUUCGAGAAAAAAAUCAAAAUGAGAAUCUGAAUAGUCCAUCAGGUACUGUAUUGUGCUGAGCAGGGCUUUUGUAUGUUUCCAGAUUCACAUUGAGGUAGCACCUGGCCUUGUGCUACACUGAGGGACCUGCCACUCAGAAAAAUGAACACAUCUGCAUGUAUUUCUCUGACUUAAAAAGUGUGUGGAAGGGGACUACAACAGAAGAACAUUCAGUUUUGAGUGGCAGUUUUUCUACACAAAAAAUUCUACCAGAUUAGGCUAGGCAGUGGGCAGGGCUGCACAUUAAUGGCAUUUAUGUAAUCCCCUGAAAGGAUAGAGAACUUAUCUCAAGAGUAACUGGUUAAUGCCAGAAUGUAGGCCAGGUAUGUUCAAUAUGACAUUUUGAAUGUAUGCAAAUAUGUACAAAUGUUUACAUAUAUAUAUAGCAUACUUUGGAGGAAGCGGGAGAUGGUAACAUUUCUAAUUUGCAGAAAUGGGGAAUCAAAUGCUUUGACUACACAAUUGAGGAUGUAUGAUUUAAAGGGAUGGAUAGAAUGUUGGUUGUUUCCUGGUUGGGAGCAAUAGGCUGAGUACAAACGAUUAUAGCUUCUUAAGCCACAAUAUGAGCCUCGUGGCUUUGCAUACAGCUGCAUUGUUCUUUCCCUUAUGCAAACUGGAAAGCAAGCCACAAAGUCUUCACUUAACUAUCGCUUCCCUUCUUUGUCUUAACCAUGAAAGCUUGGUUAACAGCUUGGGGGAAAGCCAGGUUAAGAACCCAACUUUAAUCAUGGCUUUAUGCAAUGGCUUGGUUUGAAACCAUUAACCACAGUUUUCUAGUGUACACCUAACAUCAAACUCGUUUAAUUGAAUACUUCCUGGCUGGUUCACUCACUUGUGCAAAGGGAAGAGUGGAGUGCUGUGUGUAGGCAGCCUUGAGGCUCAUUCAUAUCUUGGCCUGUUGAGCUAUGAUUUCCUUGUGAUAGUUAGGACUUUCUUAAACAUUACUGGAAAAAUAACUUGCAAUUUGUACACUGCAAGUCACUACAGUAAGCAGUAGUAAUGUCUGGAACGGAGAUGAAUAUCUGAAAACACAUGGCAAGUACUUGCCUAUGAGCUGCAAAGGUUCCCCAUGGCUCUUCCCCAUGCAUAAAAGUCACCACUUGUGGACCAUUUGUGGACAAAUAGGACCUUUUCUUUCCUAGAAUGUGUGGAAAAGCUUUAGAUCAAGACUUGGCACAGCCACAUACCCUUUCAUAGAGAUGCAAAAUUUGUAGAAAUAACUACAAGUGGGGUCCCAUUUUUGUCAUGCUAAAGAACAGGAAUAUCUGUUACGUUUAUCAUUAAAGAAAGUAUUUUUUACUGAUUUAUAAAGUUUGCCUUGAAUGCUAGUUUAUUCUUAAGAAUGAGGUUAACUUAAAAGUCCCUGUAGGGAGAAAAUGCAUAUUUUUCUAAAAUGCACAUUUGUAUGCUAAAAUAUAAAUGGCUUAUUUGGUGAGGCUUUUUAUUAGGUUUUCUUUUUGUACAGGUCUUGUUGAACGUCAGUUUGUGCAGUUCAAUGGAGGAUUCAGUCAAGAACAGCUGGAUUGGCUUGAUGAAGUCCUUACAUAUGCUGACAAAAAUCAAGAAAGAGUUGUAAUUAUGGGUAAGACUUUUUUGUUUUUCACUUUUUAAGGCACAGCAACUGUAGUAGAAUAUCACAGUAUAUCUCAUGAAAUUCUGCUUUUUACAAUUCUGACAAGCCAUUUCUCAAGCCUGAGUCACACCCCAAAACUGGCCUUUGGAGCGAACUCUGUUCACGUCACAGUGGUCUGAUUCUGCCAUUAUGUGGGCUAUAUCCAUUUUCAGGGUAGGUUGAGGUCUACAGGAAUAGCUACGGCAUGCAAAUUAAAAAUGGAUUGUGUGUGCUUAGCCACACGGUGCUCUGCAAAACAAACUGAACUUGGUACACAGUCAGGUCCAAUUUAUGAACUUGCAAAUCAUCGUCCCUUAAGGAGAGGGUGUAAAUCAGAGGUUAUGGAAGGAAUGGUGCUGGGUGUUGGUAAACAGUAUAGGGAAAUCAGGUUCCUUUGGAGUUCCUGGAACACAAGCAGUAGAACACUUCUUAGAAAAAAGCGCCUUAUGAGAGGGUUGCUCGGACAUUAGAACUAGAGGCAAAAGACUGAGGGUUUCCUUCAUCUCAUUCUACUGCUUUAGCUGACAUAUGCUAAAAGUUAGGGUAGUGGGUUUUGAUCACAAUGCUUCAUUCUUCAUAAAGUAUACUCUGACAACCAGAAGAUUAAAGGCCAGUGAGAGGUUGCACACCAGGAAGAACAUCACAGGAAGGGAUACACCAGACUGGCUCUAUCCCCUAGGGAAGCAGCAGCCGUGGGGAGUUUGCUUCCCUCUUUGUGCCAGAGGGAAUACUCCGUUCCAACUGAUAGUUGCCCUGGGAUUGAAGAGAAGUGCUUUGUGGCCUCAUCUAAUUGACCAGAGGACCAAGCACUGCUAGGCCGUGUGUGGGUUUUGCAAUUUGUUUUAAGCUGCUUUUAGAACCACUCAGUUGAACACCUGAAUAUAAAUCUUCUAAAAAAACAAAAACAAAGCUCAUGUCACCUUGCAAACCCAUGACAGAGAGAAUCAGGCCUCCAGUUUGGCUUACGUUUUAUUUUUUCAAGCCCUGAAGUAUGUCUGAGCUGUUUUCUCAAAAAAGAAAUACAGGAUAGUAGGAAAAUGUGGACUAGUUACUCCUGUUUCUCCCAGCUCCACAUCUCUACAGGGAUGUCUAAAUAACUAGAGAUACAGUAUAAGUAUUAUUCAAAGUAUAAUGUACUCUUUGUGUAUGAAUCAAAGUUGGGAACACACACACACACAUAUAUAUAUAUUGCUUUAUUUUAGAUACAUUUAUUAUAGUUAAAUUUAUUCAGUUUCAGUUUGUGCAAGUAACGCUUUCCUAAGUAUUCAUAAUGUGUCACAUGUAUUAUUUCAGUACCUUUACAACUACCCCGUAAAGAAGGGCUAGUUAACGCUGUGAACUUCUGGAAGGUGUUGGACCACAAUUGGUGCUCAAACAUAAGAAAUUGUAAUUUUCUACUUGCUACUCCGUGAUCUCAUCAUGAUUGGUCUAUCAUGUGAAUCAAGGACCUUCAGCUCAUAACAUUUGUUAAUAACAAUUUUGCUUAAAAAUGACUUCAGGUGCCUGUCUAAUUGUGAACUUGCAGAGAAUACUACCAGUAUAUAGCCAUUUUCAGCAGCUUUAGCAUUUGGAGAGCCGUGUUAACAACUGUGAAAUUUCAUCUGUUUUGACUGCCUCUCUUCCUCCGCUGCAGGGCACAUACCCAUCCACCCCAAUUCUACAAGCGAUGUCGCCCUGGCUUGGAAUUAUAAAGAUGCCCUUUCUGUCAUCCACUCGCAUCACUCUGUGGUGUGCUAUCUUGCAGGCCACCUUCAUUUUGGUGGAUACUGUUUAGACUCUUAUGGAGUUCACCAUGUUACUCUUGAUGGGAUUAUAGAAACUCCUCCAGAAAGCCAUGCUUUUGGAAUUAUACAUGUCUAUCAUGACAGGAUGGUAUUAGAAGGAAGAGGAAGGAUUCUAGAUCGAGUGAUGCAUUACAAAGGUUAUCAGACUUUUCACAGAUGAUUGUAUUAGGUCUGAUUACUAUUUAAUGCAUUGUGCACUAUACUGGAGUAACUAUUUGCCUGAAGCUCAUUUGAGCCCACGGAUUGGCAUGUUCAACUUGAAGUGUCAAGCAAACUAAAUGUCUGCACUGCUUAGUGAGGCAUGGAAAUGUAAUCAAUUACAUUAGAUUCAGUGUUGGGCAUUUGUUCUAUAUAUAUUUUUCUGAUUUUAGAAUGUUGGUGUGUAAAUUAUUUAAUACACCAUGUAUUUUUUUUUCAGUUGAAAAUUUAUAAAUAUUUCUAUAAUUAGAAAUGCAUACAUUUAAAUUUGCAAACAUAAAAUAAAAAUUAGUAGCUGGGCAUCUUUUGUUUAAAAUGUGAAUAAUUGCAUAUUUAUUCAACUCUGAUUAUCAUACCCUGUUUGAAGGCUGGACCAAAAGCAAGACUCAUAAUAUUACAGAUCAUAGUAUUUGCAUUUCACUUUGCUAGUAGCUUCUAGCAAAGAAAUUGAUGGGUUAUUAUGCUCUCUCUUUACCUAUAUUGCCUUACUUGAGACACACUACAGCUUCUGCUUUCUGUCACAUCUUUGUAGGACUGCAAGCUAAUCAUCAGGAUAUUGUAAUGUGCUCUGCAGAUAUGUCCAAAUGAGGUAGGUGGGGUGUGUGAUAGUAAAAUUCAUACGCAAAUCCAGACAGAUUGCUCAGAGACCCAGUUGUUCUAUUACAAGUAGUUUUAAUUACAGUCUGUAAAACAUACAAACACUGCUGUCCCUUCAAGGCUGUUCUGCAGCUUCAGCUCUGCUGGUUUCAGCAGUACGUUCAAAUCACCUCUAGACUCCAGCUGCUUCCGCAGAAGCACCUAUUUCAUUUGAUCCAAUCCCUUGCAGGUACCAAGGGCCUAUAGUUAAUGCAGUCCUAACCCACGUGGCCUUAUUGCAGAUAUAUUCUUUCCUUGAAAAUCUAGAUCAGGAUCCAGAAAAUUCCACUCAAAUUGUGCUCCAGCUUCCAGGAUUCAAGAACAUAACAGACAAUUUAAAACCAGACUCUCGAGGGAACAAACUGAUCUCAGCCAUGGCUGUGAUCGCUGUUGAUUUGGCACAACUGACAAAUCAGAGCUGGGCAAAUAGGUGCUAGAACACAGAUUCCUUCAUUUCCACCUUCUUAAAUAACUGUUUUACAGUGAGACGGCCAGGAUGUUCGCAUCUCUGCAUUCAUGUAGAUGUACAGCCACAUUACAAAGGGGAAAAGGGAGAGGAAGAUUGCAAUGGCCAAGUGAACCCCACCCAGGGAAUUUCUGGAAGGAAAGAAAAGACGAUUUACUGAAAAUCAAGUCAAAUUAACAGGAACUUAACCAACUUAUUGAGAUCUCAUCUAUUUUUAUUUUUUUAAAAAAAGAUUUUUGUCUGAAACUUUACGGGGCUGCACCCAAUGGUGGGCUUGUGCUACCAGAAAGUGUUUCUGCAAAGGCACAGUAGCUGAUUUUUGCCAAUCCUUACCUCCUGCAGCCGCCUGAACCACACUGCUCCAGAGGGUCCCACAAAACCCAGGAGCAGCUUUUCCGGGGGCUACAAUGAGAAGAAAAUUGGGUGCUUUGCUCAAGCACAAGUUUGGGUGGUGUGGGAAACAACUAUUCCACCCCCCAAAGAAAUAUGCAUAAUCACUCCUUUAUAUGCUGAGAGUUACUUUUACCUCAACUGGAAUACACAUGCUGAAUUAUAACUAUAAAUUAGACUUUAUAGAAAAAUGCAAACUAUUUGAAUGUGCUCAAGUUUACAGACUUGUAAACUGAAAAUCUUACGGCAUUAAGGCAUAAAACGAAUCACAAAACUAAAACAUCACAAAACUAAAGUCAUUUUGAGGGAAGAAGGCUAUACCAUAUCUUUGAUAAAGUAAAGACUAUUUCUUCCACAUAUUAUAAAUAGCUAAAGGCUGAAAUAAAUAAGUUAAAAGACUCACUUGGCUGAAUGACGACAAAGGCUCAUCCAGACGGUAACAAUCAACAGACCAAAUAACUCCCUGUUUUUGAAAAAGAUUGUAAGUUAUUCAAAUGUGCUGUCCAUAAAUUUAAUCAUAUGCAAGCAGACUCAGCAAAGAACAAUAAUAAAUAAGCUUACCAU
Molecule: messenger RNA, 7490 nt
Organism: Podarcis lilfordi (Lilford's wall lizard)
Lineage: Eukaryota; Metazoa; Chordata; Lepidosauria; Squamata; Lacertidae
Source: the annotation of a GenBank genome assembly